AUGCCAAAGGGACGUAAAAAGCCUUCACAGAAGCCUGGGAGUUCCGCUCUUUCUCAGAUUGAGGGACCAACACAAAAGGAUCGCCAUGGAUUCAAAUAUUCUCAGAAAAAGCCGACGAGGAAUGUACGACAAGAGGCUCAAUAUAUGAGUGUUAUGAGUCUCGAGGUUCAUGUGAAUACACGUGGUACUUUAGUUCCAAAUCCCGAAGAGGAUGAAAUCUCCUGUAUUUUCUGGUGUGUGCAGGACGGCGAAACUGAGAUCAAUGACGACGAUGAUUCUGCUGGCAUUACUGCAGGGAUUAUUGCUCUAUCAGAAAAUGAGAGCCUCGCCGCUAGGAUAUCUCCCACUAUGGUCUCCGAGUUCGAGGAAGAACAAACGGAGCUUGAUCUUUUAACGAGACUGGUUGAUGUUGUAAGGCAGCGUGAUCCAGAUAUUUUAACUGGCUAUGAGGUACAUAAUAGCUCGUGGGGUUACCUAAUUGAAAGGGCGAGAUACAAGUAUGAUUAUGACCUCUGCGACGAGUUGUCCAGGGUGAAGACAAAUUCUCACGGACGUAUUGGCAAGGGGAAUGAUCGCUGGGGUUUCAAUCAUACGUCUUCAAUUCGGAUUACUGGCCGACACAUGAUCAACAUAUGGAGGGCCAUGCGAGGGGAACUCAACUUGCUCCAAUAUACUAUGGAAAACGUAGUCUUCCAUCUCCUCCACCAACGAAUUCCACAUUACCCCUUUCAAGAUUUAACGAAAUGGUUUACCAGCAAAAGACCGCGGGAUAUUGCGAAGGUCAUCAAUUACUUUCUCUCGAGAAUUCAACUAGAUCUAAAAAUCAUCGAGUCGAACGAAUUGAUUUCCAGAACCAGUGAGCAAGCUCGAAUAUUGGGCAUUGAUUUCUUUUCCGUUUUCUCCAGAGGAUCUCAGUUCAAAGUCGAAUCCCUCAUGUUCCGAAUUGCUAAACCGGAAAAUUUCAUCCUCAUUUCCCCAGGCAAGAAACAAGUGGGACAGCAGAAUGCGCUCGAAUGCUUGCCGCUUGUCAUGGAGCCUCAAAGCGAUUUCUACACCAGCCCCCUCUUAGUGCUCGAUUUCCAGUCGCUCUAUCCAAGUAUCAUGAUCGCAUAUAAUUACUGCUAUUCGACUUGCUUGGGAAGAGUUGUGAGUUGGCGGGGUCAAAACAAAUUGGGAUUUAUUGACUUCAGGAGACCAGCAGGCCUUCUUGAACUGUUCAAGGACCAGAUCAAUAUCGCCCCCAAUGGUAUUAUAUACGGCCAAGGCAGGAGGUCCGCAAGUCACUAUUAG
Molecule: messenger RNA, 1290 nt
Organism: Histoplasma mississippiense
Lineage: Eukaryota; Fungi; Ascomycota; Eurotiomycetes; Onygenales; Ajellomycetaceae
Exons: 1
Coding region: 1-1290 (429 amino acids)
Biological process (GO): error-prone translesion synthesis; double-strand break repair via homologous recombination
Cellular component (GO): nucleus; zeta DNA polymerase complex
Molecular function (GO): DNA-directed DNA polymerase activity; DNA binding; nucleotide binding
Source: RefSeq, a predicted model, not a curated record